Messenger RNA from Sphenostylis stenocarpa, 252 nucleotides. The record is from the annotation of a GenBank genome assembly. Lineage: Eukaryota; Viridiplantae; Streptophyta; Magnoliopsida; Fabales; Fabaceae.
AUGGAAUUUCAACGGAACGGUCAAGGGUUGGAGUUGGGACUAUCGUUUUCUUGCUCUCGUGAAGUGCAUGUGAAGCUUGCUGAGAGAUCUGAGCUUGAAAAUUGUGCCUUGUGGUGUUUGAACCUGUUGGGUAGCGGCGCUGUUGUGUGGUCAACAAAGUUCCUUCCUUUUGGUUCUUUGGUUUGUUUAAUGGGUUCCGGUGAAUGUUCGGUUGUGUUUAUGGAGUAUGUGGUGGGGGGUUUUGGUGGUUGA